AUGAAGACGUUUCUCCUUGAGCUUGCCCUCGCCGCCGGGCCUGCGCUGGCGGCGGUUUCGGGCUCCUUGUCUUGCCCCGCCGACACUCCGCUCAGCUGCCACAACACCACUGCGUACGACAACACGUGCUGUUUCAACUACCCUGGAGGUCAAGUCCUCUUGACUCAAUUCUGGGACACCAGCCCUUCCACGGGCCCCGCUACGUCGUGGACUGUCCACGGGCUUUGGCCCGACAACUGUGAUGGAACCUAUGAGCAGUAUUGCGACCAAAAGAGGCAGUACACAAAUAUCAGUCAAAUUCUGAGCGGUCGCGCCCCCUGCACUCUCAAGUACAUGGAAAAGUAUUGGAAGGAUUAUUCCGGAGACGACGAGGACUUCUGGGAGCAUGAGUUCGGCAAGCAUGGCACCUGCAUGAGCACCUUGGAGCCGUCUUGCUAUCCCAACUAUCAGCCGGGUGACGAGGUUGUCGACUACUUCAAGCGAGCCGUGCAGGUGUUCAAGUCGCUUCCCUCGUACGAUUGGCUCGCCGCGGCCGGCAUCGUGCCCUCGGCGACGGCGACGUACACUCUUGCCGCGAUCCAGGCAGCUCUCAAGGCCCACCACGGCCACGACGUCAUCAUCAACUGCAGCGGUAACAAGCUCAACGAGCUUUGGUAUCACUACAACGUCCAGGGCUCGAUUCAGUCUGGCACCUUUGUCCCGGUUCAGUAUGUUGGGCCGCCGCCUACCUGCCCCUCGACUGGUAUCAGGUACCUACCCAAGUAUGCCACCACCCAGCCUACAGCCACGACUACCACAGCGCCACCUACUUCGACAGCAGCGCCUGGUGAGCCAGGUGUGCUCUCUGGCAAGGGUCGGCUCUACGUCAACACUCCAAGCUCAUCCAGCGGCGGCUUCCUCAUCAGCGGAGGAACGUGGUACCGGGCUGGUGGCACCCCGGCCACGUACACGGCGACACCCGAUGCUAGCGGCUCAACCUUCACCCUCACCACCAGCAAGGGCAAAUGCGCGGUUCAGAGCGACACCUCUUUGACUUGCGGUGCUUCUGUCUCUGCUGCCAGUUCGUUUGGUUACGACGGUACCUACUUGACUUACGACGGGAAGUCCACUUUCUACGCGACCAGCCUUCCUAGCGGGACCGAGCAGGGAAUUGUUUAUACCACUUCCAAGGAUGUCUCGCUUCAGGUUACCUGG
Molecule: messenger RNA, 1194 nt
Organism: Phialemonium atrogriseum
Lineage: Eukaryota; Fungi; Ascomycota; Sordariomycetes; Cephalothecales; Cephalothecaceae
Product: ribonuclease T2-like protein
Exons: 2
Biological process (GO): RNA catabolic process
Cellular component (GO): extracellular region
Molecular function (GO): ribonuclease T2 activity; RNA binding
Source: RefSeq, a predicted model, not a curated record